AUGCCUGCCGAUAUUGCAGUCAUGGAUGAGUUCGACUCGAACAGCCAGAGCACAACUCACGACCUUUCGGAAAUUCAAUCUUUUUACAAUGGUACGACGGUUUUUUUGACUGGCGCCACCGGAUUUGUGGGAAAUUUAAUACUGGAAAAACUAAUCAGAACUUGUUCUGGAGUUAAAAAUAUUUAUGUCCUGAUCAGAGAGAAAAAAGGGAAGACUACAGAAGAAAGGUUUAAAGAGCUCUUCAAUGACCCAGUGUUUGAAUUAAUGAAAAAAGAACAACCCAACUACUUGGAAAAGGUCACGGCAGUAAUCGGUGAUUGUUGUUUACCAAAUUUAGGGAUACAAGAGCAGUACAUGGACAUCAUGAAAGAUGAAGUUAACAUUGUUAUACACUCUGCUGCUACGAUAAGAUUUGACGAGCAUUUAAGAAAAGCGGUUAACAUCAAUAUAAUCGCCUUGCAGGAUAUGCUGAAAAUGAGCCAAGAAAUGAGAGACUUAAAGGCUUUCGUUCAUAUUUCAACCGCUUAUUCGAAUUGUGCUGGGAGAAAAGUCGUAGAUGAAGUGUUUUACAAGCCACCAAUAUCUGGAGACAAUUUGUUUCAGCUCAUGAACAGUCUUGACGAUGACUACAUCACCAGAAUUACUCCUUCAAUGCUGAAGGAGUGGCCAAACACGUAUGCGAUGACAAAAGCAAUUGCCGAGGGCGAAAUCGCAGCUCACGGAAAAGGGUUACCCAUCGGAGUUGUAAGGCCGUCGAUGAUCGUGGCCACAGACAACGAACCGAUCCCCGGUUGGAUCAACAACUUCUACGGACCGACAGGGGUCUGCGCGGCCACCGGCAUUGGACUCAUGAGGUGCAUGUGCGCCGAUCCCGACCAAACAGCCGACAUCGUGCCCGGAGACUUCGUCAGCAACGCCGUUGUGGCCUCCGCCUGGGACAUCCACAACCAAUGGUGA
This is a messenger RNA of Macrosiphum euphorbiae (potato aphid), 957 nucleotides long. The record is from the annotation of a GenBank genome assembly. Lineage: Eukaryota; Metazoa; Arthropoda; Insecta; Hemiptera; Aphididae.